AUGUCACUCAACAGGAAGUCAAAAAAGAUAAAGAACGCAAGCACAUCGAGCAGUAUGUUAUCACCAGCGUUGGUAGACUAUCCGCCUCGUGGGCUCUACCAUCCGGCUUACAUCUCGAGCACUUCUUCAGACAGGGAAUCUCACGGGUCAAGUAUUUUUAUUGGCGGAUACGAAUUUGAAAAAGCCAGAAAGCGAUCCUCAAAGAAAAAUUCAAGGAUAGACUAUUACUCGGGUUCCAGCAGUAGCUCUAGCUCUAGCUCUAGUUCAAGCUAUAGCUCUACGGCUAGUGAUAGUGAGGACGAAAAACGGCCACGGCGAGAAUGCUCCAAUGAAAAAAGGGGGCUAAUCUGUUGUAAGGUUAAGAGAAGGAUGCUCGCAAAAAUUAGAAAAAUGGAGCGUCUAGAGUCCUCUCUCUCAAAAAAUAAAUUUCUAGAUACACCAGAGGUCCGUCGAGGUCGCGCUGCGGUUCAAGACCCUAGAUCUACGCAAUUGCCCCCAAAUCAGGGACAAUCCGAGGAGCCCUAUCAUGACCAACUUCGGCGUUUACCACAUUUUCAGCAGCCCAUGCAGCUCCAGCCAUCAGGUUACCUACCACACCCUCCACGAAGUCCGUGGGGCCAAUCCUCAGUAUACUCCCAACAAUACUCAGGACUUCAAACCCCAGAAAGUUUCACUAAUCAAGAGCUCCCACAGAUCCAACAACGCCAGGACUACGAGCACCGCCAACAGAGGUCGCAAUAUCAGCAAUAUCAACAGAGGCCUCAUGGGUCACAUAAUCCUCAAGUAUCACAAGCGUCCCGAGAUCUACAGGGACAUAAAAAAUGGCAGCAUCAGCGUCAGCGAGCUCUAGGCUGGGAGGGGCCCCAAGAACACGUUCAGCAACGGGGUCAUAAAGGUUCAGAAAACAACGGAUCUCAAGAUCAUCAAUACCAACAAGAGGAUCAAGACCAGGAGUGGCCUCUGGAAGAUCAGUUACAUUAUCAAUGCGGCUGGGAGGACCCCCCAAAACAUCAAGGUGAGGAUCAUCAACAAACUCUAUGCCAGCAAGGAAAUUUUAAACAGCAAUCUCAGCAGGACCCAAAAGAAGAGUAUAGCCAGGACCAGCAGGUUGGUAAGGGUCAGCAAAGACAACAACAUCAAUCGGAGGGGGAGAAAGAGCAAGAGCAAGGAUCAGAUUGGGCACAAGAGUCAGAACAAGAACAAGAGUCAGGAUGGGAACAAGAAUCAACCCAAGCACAGGAACCAGAAGGAUUUCAGGAGCAAGAACUAGAGCAAGGAAAUCAAUAUACCCAGAAACAACAAACCCACCAACCACACCAAGAGCAGCAGAACCAGCAGUUUUCGCAGUCGCCAAAGUCUAAUGAUCAAACGCCAACCCAAUUUCGAUCUCGAAAUGUUAGUAAUAUUCCAUCAGCAGACGCUUGUGUUCUCGAACAGCCCCCAUCAGCACAAGGUAACACCUCAAGCAUCGCCAAACUGUUUGAACUCAUCCUUUCAUACUUGAGCCCUCGCGGAUUUUCCAACGAUGAGGAGGCCUUGAUGGAAAGAAUCAAAGCAAUAGACACCGAUAGACAGGAGACGAUUACAUCAAUUCAAGAACUAAAAGAGGCAGCGAGAGAAAAGGAUAAUGAUAUUGCUGAACUGCAAGGCGAAAUUCAGGAGAUGCGGCAGGAUAUCAUUCAGAUGCAAGAACAGUUGGGGCAGAGUGCGAAACAAAACCAAAUGCUAAGAAAAACGUUAGAUCAGCUGAGGAAUGAGGAACACCAGAAAGACCCUGGGAUUAAAGGGUGUAAGUCUUUACGACAACGUCCAACCUUUCCUGUCAAAUUUGAGGUCUACGAUCCAGAUACUGGUACUACGGAAACCGGUACUAUAAUCCCAUAUGAAUCAUCGUAG
Orbilia oligospora ATCC 24927 is the source of this 1896-nucleotide messenger RNA. RefSeq lists its product as uncharacterized. The transcript has 5 exons. Bases 1 to 1896 code for a protein of 631 amino acids. The record is from RefSeq and is a predicted model, not a curated record. Lineage: Eukaryota; Fungi; Ascomycota; Orbiliomycetes; Orbiliales; Orbiliaceae.